AAAAUGGCAGUGGGAAAUCACUCCCUGGUGACCGAGUUCAUCCUCGCUGGGCUAACAGAAAGGCCAGAACUCCAGCUGCCCCUCUUCCUCCUGUUCCUAGGAAUCUACGUGGUCACGGUGGUGGGCAACCUGGGCAUGAUCACGCUGAUUGGGCUCAGUUCUCACCUGCACACCCCUAUGUACUACCUCCUCAGCAGCUUGUCCCUCAUUGACCUCUGCCAUUCCACUGUCAUUACCCCCAAAAUGCUGGUGAACUUUGUGGCAGAGAAGAACACCAUCUCCUACCCUGAAUGCAUGGCUCAGCUCUAUUUCUUCCUUGUAUUUGUUAUAUCAGAGUGCCACAUGUUGGCUGCAAUGGCAUAUGACCGCUAUGUUGCCAUCAGUAACCCAUUGCUUUAUAAUGUCAUCAUGUCUUAUCAGGUCUGCUCCUGGAUGGUAGUUGGGGUGUAUAUCAUGGGCUUGACUGGUGCCACAGCUCACACAGGAUGCAUGCUAAGAGUACUUUUCUGCAAGGCUGAUAUAAUCAACCAUUACUUCUGCGAUCUUUUCCCAUUACUGGAGCUCUCAUGCUCCAGUACUUAUAUCAAUAAGGUGGUAGUUUUGUGCCUUAGUGCAUUUAAUAUCUUUACCCCAACCCUGGCUAUCCUUGGCUCAUAUGUCUUCAUCAUCGCCAGCAUCCUCCGCAUUCAGUCCACGGAGGGCAGGUCCAAAGCCUUCAGCACCUGCAGCUCCCACAUCUCAGCUGUUGCUCUUUUCUUUGGCUCUUUAGCAGUCAUGUACCUGCAGCCAUCAUCAGCCAGCUCCAUGGACCAAGGGAAAGUGCCCUCUCUGUUUUAUACCAUCAUUGUGCCCAUGCUGAACCCCCUGAUCUACAGCCUCAGAAAUAAAGAUGUCAAAAUUGCCCUAAAUAAGAUCCUUGAGAAAAGAAGUUUCCUGUGUAUUUUGUCUUAG
This is a messenger RNA of Manis pentadactyla (Chinese pangolin), 951 nucleotides long. Its product is annotated as olfactory receptor 150-like. Bases 4 to 951 code for a protein of 315 amino acids. Gene Ontology annotation, cellular component: membrane. Gene Ontology annotation, molecular function: olfactory receptor activity; odorant binding; G protein-coupled receptor activity. Gene Ontology annotation, biological process: G protein-coupled receptor signaling pathway; sensory perception of smell. The transcript has a single exon. NCBI's taxonomy places the organism in Eukaryota, Metazoa, Chordata, Mammalia, Pholidota, Manidae. The record is from RefSeq and is a predicted model, not a curated record.